This is a messenger RNA of Camellia sinensis, 1375 nucleotides long. Lineage: Eukaryota; Viridiplantae; Streptophyta; Magnoliopsida; Ericales; Theaceae. The record is from RefSeq and is a predicted model, not a curated record.
CUCAUUCUCUCUCUCUCUCUCUCUCUCUCUCUCUCUCAUCAAAAAAUGCAGUCACAGAUCCUUCCUCUGUCAAACCCAUGUGGGACAAUGGCAGUGGAGAAGAUGUUACUGAGAUCGGCGGAGGAAGAUGUGUCGGUUACUCGGCUUCUGAUUUCUCCACAAUUUGAGGGAGAGAGGGCAAUUGAAGUCAAACCCAUUUUUCCUAGUGCUUCCAGCUACAUAAGCACUGCCACUGGUGGUUCCAAAUUCUUCCAGAAACGACGGCGUCGGACCGCCGGCGAGUCUUCUCUUGCCGGCGGCGGUGGCAAGUCGUUUGGUGAGGGCAUUGAGGAUGCGGCGUCGGAGACCAAUCUCAUGACUCGGCUUGGCUUCAACCUCUUGCGAUAUCUCGGGGUUGGCUACAGAGGCAUCACCAGAUUACUUGCCAUUGGCUGUUAUGCUUUUCUAAUUUUCCCUGGUUUUAUUCAAGUUGCGUUCUACUAUUUCUUCUCAAGGCAAGUCCAUAGAGGUAUAGUUUAUGGUGAUCAACCAAGAAAUAGGCUGGAUCUGUAUUUACCUAAAAAUACUGAUGGCCCGAAGCCAGUUGUUUCAUUUGUAACAGGUGGAGCCUGGAUAAUUGGUUAUAAAGCAUGGGGUUGUCUUUUAGGGAAACAGUUAUCAGAAAGAGACAUUAUAGUGGCCUGCAUAGAUUACAGAAAUUUCCCCCAGGGGACUAUGAGUGAUAUGAUAAAGGACUCUUCUGAAGGUAUCUCAUUUGUGUGCAAUCAUAUUGCUGAAUAUGGAGGUGAUCCCAACAGGAUUUAUUUAAUGGGACAGUCAGCUGGUGCCCAUAUUGCUGCUUGUUCUCUCUUGGAGCAGGCGAUUAAAGAGGCUGGUGAUGUAGAGAGUACUUCCUGGAGUGUGUCCCAGUUAAAGGCUUAUUUUGGUUUAUCUGGAGGCAUAAUGGAGGGGGAACAAUCUAUUCGACGAUUUUCUCCUGAAGUAAUGGUACAGGACCCCAACGUUAAAAAUGCAGUCUCUCUCCUACCUCCUGUUGUCCUUUUUCAUGGCACUGGAGAUUAUUCCAUUCCAUCAGAUGCCAGCAAGAAUUUCGCGGGCACACUUCAAAGAGUUGGUGGGAAAGCUGAAUCAAUUUUGUAUGAUGGACGGACUCACACAGAUAUUUUCGUGCAGGAUCCAAUGAGAGGAGGAAAAGAUCAAAUGUUUGAAGAUAUAGUCGCUCGUAUUCAUGCUCGAGAUUCAGCGGCCCUCGCCAAAGACGCAGUCGCACCUCCAAGAAAACGACUUGUACCUGAGUUUAUGUUGAAGUUAGCAAAUAGUGUCAGCCCAUUUUAGUCUCUCUCUUCUUCUUCUUUUUUUUUUUUUUUUUUUUUUU